AGUGCAGUGUGUGAAUUCUAGUGUGUAUACCAAAACUUCGGGCUGAGCGAAGUUAACAAUUGCGGCCGCGAUACGCGGUUGACCGAAUAAAAAGAUACCGGGUGUUGUGUUUGCCCCCUCACCUGUGUACCAAGUAUGCAGUUUUAACCUUGGAGAAUUUUCGCUAAGCACACAAACGUAUUUACUUUGGGAUCCAACGAACGAGAGCCACGCUCUUCAGAGUCACGUUCAGAUGAUCCACUAAAUGACGGAAUGAUUCCAGCUAAGAAAUCUCGCUCAGAUUCGGGCAAGUCCUCGGAACCGAAAAUUCCAUACAUUUCGCAGCCAAUUUACGACCUGAAACAAACGGGCGAUGUUAAAUUUGGUCCGGGUACGCGCUCUGCAUUACUGGGUCUGUUGGGUGGCGCUCUACCAAAGCUUAGUUCCGAUCAACAUGAUACGGUCAGCAAAGCUAAGAAAUACGCCAUGGAGCAGAGUAUUAAAAUGGUUUUAAUGAAACAGACAUUGGCGCAUCAACAACAGCAAUUGGCAUCACAACGCACACAGGUUCAACGACAGCAGGCACUCGCGCUCAUGUGCAGGGUAUAUGUGGGCAGUAUUUCAUUUGAACUAAAAGAGGAUACCAUACGCGCUGCUUUUCUACCUUUUGGUCCCAUUAAGUCUAUAAACAUGUCAUGGGAUCCCAUCACCCAGAAGCACAAAGGUUUCGCCUUUGUUGAAUACGAAAUACCAGAAGGAGCACAACUGGCAUUAGAACAAAUGAAUGGCGCACUUAUGGGUGGUCGUAACAUUAAAGUGGGUCGUCCUAGCAACAUGCCACAAGCACAGCAGGUGAUAGAUGAGAUACAAGAGGAAGCUAAAAGUUUCAAUCGCAUUUACGUUGCCUCCAUACAUCCGGAUCUUUCGGAAGAGGAUAUCAAGAGUGUUUUUGAAGCAUUUGGUCCAAUUUUGUAUUGCAAAUUGGCACAGGGGACAUCGCUGCAUACGCACAAGGGCUACGGUUUCAUUGAGUACGCCAACAAGCAGGCCAUGGAUGAAGCUAUCGCCAGUAUGAACUUAUUCGAUUUAGGAGGACAGUUGUUGCGAGUGGGCCGUUCGAUCACACCACCGAACGCGUUGGUAUGCGCUUCUACCAAUUCCACAAUGCCCACAGCUGCCGCUGUUGCUGCAGCCGCAGCUACCGCUAAAAUACAGGCACUUGACGCCGUCGCCAGCAACGCCGUGCUUGGCCUUUCCGCAACUACUCCCGCUCUGGGCAUCUCACCGCUAGCUGCCGCAGCUAAGGUGGGCACACUGCCGAUCGCUGCCGCUGGCGCGUUGCAUCCGCCAGGUAUUGCAGUACCCACUACUACAGCCGGCGCUGCUGCAUUCCUCCCUGCUGGUGUCUUCCAAGCACCAGCAGCUUUAGCACCGAAUCUAUUGGGUGCUGCACCCGGCAUACCGAGUGUGACCACUGCAGCACCGGUAGUCGUUACACAAGCCGCACUAUUAGCAACACCUACUAUGGGUGCUCCCUCUAUGGCUGCAAUUGGUAAUUUUGCCACUGGCGCUAUUAGUGGGGUGUUGAGCGCUGAUGCCGUCGCAAACGCAGCGGCUGCAGCUGCUGCGGCUGUCAGUGCAAAUGCCGCAGCCGCCGUCGCCGCAGCGAAUAAUGUAACAGCAUUACACAAUCUGCAAUCUGCCAAUUCGGAGCAGCUGAAAAAGGCGCACGAGAAGGCACAACAGGAGGAAUUGCAAAAGAAAUUGAUGGAUGAAGGCGAGACGCAAACGCUACAGCAGCAGGAGAAUAUGUCGAUCAAGGGUCAGAGUGCACGGCAACUGGUCAUGCAACGGCUAAUGCGACCACAGGAGUCACGAGUGAUCAUACUGCGCAAUAUGGUUGGUCCAGAGGAUGUCGAUGAAACGCUGCAAGAGGAAAUACAAGAAGAAUGCACCAAAUUCGGCACUGUUAGUCGUGUGAUAAUCUUCAAUGAAAAACAAACCGAAAACGAAGAUGAUGAAGAAGCCGAGAUAAUUGUUAAAAUAUUUGUGGAAUUUUCAAGCGCCGUAGAGGCUGUGCGCGGACGGGAUGCUUUGCACGGACGUUUCUUUGGUGGACGACGUGUCGUUGCUGAGUUAUAUGACCAAUCACUGUUCGAUCAUGGUGAUCUAUCUGGUUAAUGGAAAUAAUGUAUGAAAAAAGGAAGAAAAAAAAUACUUUGCAGAACAGAAGUAAUUAACAAAAACCAAAAGCCAACAUUUUAACAGUCAUUUUUUGACUUGUUUGCAGCUGCGCAUUUGCUUUCACUUUUAAAUAGAUUUAACAUAAGAUUUAAAAUAGUUCUCUUUCAUAUAUUUUUCGUUGGUUAGUGACUAAAUGGCUACAGCUAAAGUUUCUCAAACAUUAUCGUUCCCACUUCCACAAAUCCAUUAGCAGUUGAUGAUGUAAUUAAUGUAUUCGCGUUUAAAAUGCAGUUAUAUUAAGGGAAGAAGAAGUAUAUUGAUUUCUGUACAAUUAAUAAAAAAUAUGUUAGUAUUUAAUCAAAAAUUAA
This is a messenger RNA of Anastrepha ludens (Mexican fruit fly), 2531 nucleotides long. RefSeq names its product poly(U)-binding-splicing factor half pint (gene hfp). Bases 253 to 2160 code for a protein of 635 amino acids. Gene Ontology annotation, biological process: mRNA splice site recognition; alternative mRNA splicing, via spliceosome; regulation of alternative mRNA splicing, via spliceosome. NCBI's taxonomy places the organism in Eukaryota, Metazoa, Arthropoda, Insecta, Diptera, Tephritidae. Gene Ontology annotation, molecular function: RNA binding. The transcript has 6 exons. Gene Ontology annotation, cellular component: precatalytic spliceosome; catalytic step 2 spliceosome. The record is from RefSeq and is a predicted model, not a curated record.